Molecule: messenger RNA, 1631 nt
Organism: Carya illinoinensis
Lineage: Eukaryota; Viridiplantae; Streptophyta; Magnoliopsida; Fagales; Juglandaceae
Product: ADP-ribosylation factor-like protein 5
Biological process (GO): intracellular protein transport; protein localization to Golgi membrane; vesicle-mediated transport
Cellular component (GO): cytoplasm; trans-Golgi network
Molecular function (GO): GTP binding; GTPase activity
Source: RefSeq, a predicted model, not a curated record
AUGCCCCAGUUUGCAAUAAUCAGCAAAAAUGUCAGAAAGGCAUCUCCGUCCUCCCGAAAGCUAGCCACACUCGGUUUGGAAUUUCUCAAGCUUCUAUCAAUUGGAUUGAGCAGGAAUAGGAACGCGUAGAAGUUGGAGAUGACAUUUAUACAGCUGAAAUAUGAAGGUCCAGACUCCAAUUUUCCAAGCUUUCAUCACUGCUUACAUGCCAAUCGAAUUCCUCAAUGAAAUUAUCGUGCCAAAAGAAAAUAUCCCCUCUAAUAAAAUACAGUAUUAGCUGCAAAUACUUCUCUAUAUAGCAUUAGCAUUGGAUAGCUCUCAACCACUAUUGACCAUUGAGUUCGUGCUCCAAAUCCUUAAUCCAAGAUACGCGUCAACCACCACUGUGGCAUCGACAACCCACGACGAACAUCCAGGGAAUAUUGAUAUAAAGUAUCACCUUUUGUCCCUCGAACUGCCGAGUAAACACCCAUUGAUCGCAGACUAUGAUGGCCAAAAAAACUCGUUAGGUUUUCUGUGGGUAAGCCACCUCCAAUCUCUCAAUCAGUAACCCUGGUUCGAUCCAACCUUCCUUUCUUUGGUUCCACAAUUUUCGUAUUGGGUUUAUAAAAUUUUACGAAACUGUCAUUUCGAUUUGUUGACGAUUUCAAAGAAUCUUAGAUAAUCUAUAACUCAUUUGUCGAAACCCAAUUAGGAGAAGAAUCUGUAUGAUAAAUUUACUUCGAUUUCUUGGGUCUUACUGGUGAUUCUUGUGCUAUCAUAAAAUGGGGGCCUUGCUAUCGAAAUUUUGGUUCAUGUUGUUCCCCGCGAAGGAUUACAAGAUCGUGGUAGUUGGGUUGGAUAAUGCCGGAAAGACCACGACUUACAAGUUACACUUGGGCGAGGUUGUAACUACGCACCCUACCGUUGGGAGCAACGUCGAAGAGCUUGUCUACGAGACUCUUUCAUUUCAGGUGUGGGACCUUGGUGGACAAGAAAGGCUCAGGACAUCAUGGGCAACAUAUCAUCGAGGAAUUCAUGCAGUUAUAACUGUGAUAGACAGCACUGAUAGAGCCAGGUCUCUAUAAUGGAUCUCUAUAAUGAAGGACGAACUCUUCAGGUUACUAGGACAAGAAGAUCUACAACAUUCUGUUAUACUUGUUUUUGCUAACAAACAAGACCUUAAGGAUGCCAUGACCCCAGCCGAAAUCACCGAUUGCCUUUCCCUUCACAGCAUCGAGAAUCAUGAUUGGCACAUUCAAGCCUGCUGUGCCCUCACAGGAGAGGGGCUGUACGAUGGUCUAAGUUGGAUCGCUCAUCGAGUUACUAGCAAAGCACCAAGUUGAACAAGGAGUGCUGGACGUCGGGAAAGUGAGGAAUUUGUCCAUUCAUUCAUUCAUGGAUUUAGGAUGAGUGAUACAGAAGCCUCUAUUGUGUAUCAUUCUACUGUAUGAGACUUCCAAACAAAUUUGUACAUUGUUCAGUUUUGAUUGGCCAUGGAAAUUGUUAUUUUCUCUUCGAAAGAGCGUUUCAGGGAACACCAUCAUAUCGAAUCAUGUCAGAGACAAAGAAUGCUUUAGAUUUACGCGUGUUGUGCAGCGCAUGGCAUAAAAAAACCAUGGUUCGCGAGGGGAAAAAAGUGCAUUACAAUU